AUGGAGUACGUGAAGCUUGCGGUGACGCAUCCGUCGGAGCUCCGUUCUCUGAUCACAUAUAAAGUAUGGCGUGAUCCUGUGCACGACUUCAGGCGGAAUCCUGAGGCAAGUGGCUUUGAUCGUGAGCGCAUGCGGGCGUGCUGGUCAUUCCUGGAUGCGACGAGUCGUAGCUUUGCUGCUGUGAUCAAGGAGCUGAAAGGUGAGCUGAGUCGCGUCAUUUGCAUCUUCUAUCUCGUACUGCGUGGACUUGACACUGUCGAAGACGACAUGACGCUGAAGCCUGAGGUCAAGAUCCCACUUCUGCUGGACUUCCAUAAGAAACUGAACGAACCGGGCUGGAACUUCACGGGCAGUGGCCCGAACGAGAAAGAUCGCCAGCUUCUGGUAGAGUUCGACAAGGUAAUUGACGAGUACCAGCUUCUGAACGAAGGAUGCCGCUUUGUCAUUGCUGACAUUUGUGCGCGCAUGGGUGCUGGAAUGGCGUCCUACAUUGAGCUGGGCAACUCGCCGGCAGGCCUGACGAUGCAAACGUGGGGCGACUAUGACCUGUAUUGCCACUUUGUUGCUGGUCUUGUAGGUGAAGGCUUGUCGGGACUGUUUGUGCAGACGCAAAUUGAAAGACCGCUCAUUGGCCUACAAUUGUCCCUGUCGAAUCACAUGGGUCUAUUCUUGCAAAAGACAAACAUUAUCCGCGACUAUGCCGAAGACUGCCGCGAGGGCCGUUCGUUUUGGCCGAAGGAGUGCUGGGGUACAGACGGUGUGUUUGCGCACCAGGGCGAAGUCCAACGUGGCGUGAUUGAAACACGUCGCGGUUCGGGUUCGUACAAGUUUGCCGACACGAUUGAAGGUCGGAAGGCAAGACAAGUGCUGUCGGCUAUGCUUCUUGAUGCCAUGUCGCAUGUGACGAGCUCACUCGAGUACCUGAUCCUGCUUCGUGACCAAAGUGUGUUCAACUUUUGCGCGACACCUCAGGUCAUGGCCAUCGCGACUCUCGGCAAACUUGUGGAGAAUGCCGACGUGUACAAAAAGAACGUCAAAAUCCGCAAGUCCCUCGCCGUGCGCCUAAUUCUGCGCUCGACAAACCCACGCGAUGUCGCAACGAUCUUUCUCAACUUUGCGCGCGAAAUCCACCAGAAACUGAGCGCCGAUGAUCCCAACUAUGUCCGCUGGUGUGUUGAGCUCGGGCGCAUACAAAUGUGGUGCGAGUACAACUUCCCAUCGUAUGUGCUCAGCGCGUACCGUAACAAGAACUCAGACAUCCGGGCUCACACGUACCAGUCGUGGGUGUUUGCACGCGACCGCGAAAUCCGGUACAAGGCCCUUGGUAAGUCGGAACAACAACUUAGUGCCGAGGCUGAGGCCGAGCGCCUUCUUGAAACCGACAAGGGUGCGUACAAAAUGCUCUUCGGGGUGAUCGGCCUAGCGCUUGUCUUGAUUAUUUUGAUUGCCUACGGGUGCUGGAUGUUUGUGUGGUACACGAUCGAGGGCCGCGUGGACCCCUUGUCUCUCUUCCUCUAUUACUCCUACCGACUAGCCAGAGAGCGUAUCUGGGACAUGAAAAUCACGCUGAGCCCACUGUUCUGGUACAGGUUCUGGUCUUCUCUGUUUGACCAGGCUGGAAGUCUUACCAUGGAAGACAUGCGUGUCUACCACGGACACUAG
Malassezia restricta is the source of this 1662-nucleotide messenger RNA. Its product is annotated as farnesyl-diphosphate farnesyltransferase. The coding region runs from base 1 to 1662 and encodes 553 amino acids. The record is from RefSeq and is a predicted model, not a curated record. Lineage: Eukaryota; Fungi; Basidiomycota; Malasseziomycetes; Malasseziales; Malasseziaceae. Gene Ontology annotation, molecular function: squalene synthase [NAD(P)H] activity. Gene Ontology annotation, cellular component: endoplasmic reticulum membrane. Gene Ontology annotation, biological process: farnesyl diphosphate metabolic process; ergosterol biosynthetic process. The transcript has a single exon.